Molecule: messenger RNA, 1854 nt
Organism: Daktulosphaira vitifoliae (grape phylloxera)
Lineage: Eukaryota; Metazoa; Arthropoda; Insecta; Hemiptera; Phylloxeridae
Gene: wds
Product: protein will die slowly
Exons: 8
Coding region: 180-1172 (330 amino acids)
Cellular component (GO): Set1C/COMPASS complex
Molecular function (GO): histone binding
Source: RefSeq, a predicted model, not a curated record
AAAUUCCUAGAUUUUUUAUGAUACUAUUAUAUUAUUUCAUUAAUUGUCAUGUAAUUUUUUAAUUAUUAAUUAACUGUGUUAAUAUAAUUUAAAUAUUUGCUAUUUGUAUAUUUAUUUAUUUUAAAACUGUUAAUAUUUUAAUGUUAUUUAUAAGACUAGUCUAAGAAUAUAUAUUUAGGAUGGUACCUGUUGGACCAAAUUCUCAAAUUGGCGGUCAAAGUAUGCAACCGGCUAGAGAUAGAGAAAAGUCAUCAAGCAAUAAACCAAACUAUACUCUGAAAUUCACUUUAGCUGGUCACACUAAGGCUGUAUCAUCAGUUAAAUUCAGCCCCAAUGGAGAAUGGCUUGCUAGCUCAUCUGCCGAUAAAUUGAUUAAAAUUUGGGGUGCAUAUGAUGGAAAAUUUGAAAAAACAAUUUCUGGCCACAAAUUAGGCAUUAGUGAUGUUAGUUGGUCUUCAGAUAGUAGAUUGUUAGUUUCAGCAUCUGAUGAUAAAACACUCAAAGUGUGGGAGUUAAGUUCGGGAAAAUGUGUUAAAACACUAAAAGGACAUAGCAAUUAUGUAUUCUGUUGCAAUUUCAAUCCACAGUCAAAUCUUAUUGCUUCAGGAUCUUUUGAUGAAAGUGUUCGCAUAUGGGAAGUAAAAAGUGGCAAAUGCUUGAAAACGCUACCAGCUCAUUCUGAUCCAGUUAGUGCAGUUCAUUUUAACAGAGAUGGUUCAUUAGUUGUUUCUAGUAGUUAUGAUGGCUUAUGCCGUAUUUGGGAUACUGCUAGUGGUCAAUGUCUCAAAACAUUAAUUGAUGAUGAUAAUCCACCUGUUUCUUUUGUUAAAUUUUCACCAAAUGGAAAGUAUAUACUUGCUGCUACAUUAGAUAACACCUUAAAAUUAUGGGAUUAUACUAAAGGAAAAUGUUUAAAGACUUAUGUUGGACACAAAAAUGAAAAAUAUUGUAUAUUUGCCAACUUCUCUGUAACUGGUGGAAAAUGGAUUGUUUCGGGAUCUGAAGAUAAUAUGGUUUACAUAUGGAACCUUCAGUCUAAAGAAAUAGUUCAGAAGUUGCAAGGACAUACAGAUGUUGUCUUGUGUACGUCUUGUCAUCCAACAGCCAAUAUAAUAGCAUCUGCAGCUUUGGAAAAUGAUAAAACAAUUAAGCUAUGGAAAAGUGACACUUAACUAUUAUGAUUUUAAUUUAUUUAUUGACUGUUGUAAGUAAGAAUUGUAUUGAAAAUUCAUUUCUUUUACAUUUUCUUACAUCUUAUAAUUUUACUGUAAAAAAUUUCAUAAAUAGUGGUAGAUGUAUUGCUUUUUCUUUGUCUUUUAUUUUUACAGUUAUUGCUAUAACACCCACUGUUUCGUUGGUUAGAUAAGAUUAUAAAAUACCUAUCGGAAAUUGUUUUACUAUUUGUAAAAUAAAAUUAAUUUCUAUUUCUUUUAAAUUUUAAUGUUGGAAAUUUUCGCAUUACUGUAAAAGUAAAAAAAAAAAAAUUUACCUUGUUUCUUCGUGAACAAUAACCAGGAAAAAGUGUACUUAAAAAAUGAUAUUUAAAAAAAUAUAUAUAUAAUUAGUUUUAUGAGGUUUUUCAUGAUUUUGUGAAUAAUUUUGGCUAUACAUAGAAACUAAUAUUUACAUUCUUCUAUUGCAUUUCAAAACUGAAAAAACAAAUUUAGAAUAUAUCUCAUUUUAUUAUAUAUGUAUUGAUAUUAAUAUUUUAUUUUUAUAAGUCAGUUAAUGGAAAUGACACAUCUUUUAUACUUUUUUAAACAGCUUUUUUUUGUGUUUACUAUAAAAAAAACUUAGUACGAAACUUUUCUCCCUUAAAAAUAAUUACAAACAGGACCCGUUAUUAUUGUACAA